AGAGUUUUUUUUUCCACUCAGGUGUUCGUGGCGGUUCCCACCGCAGGAUCAACUCUCACCUCUGACUCACACCCGCACACACUGACUGCAGCCCGACGGACAAUCGAACCGCCACACCGGUGCUCGGGCUGUGUGAGAAUCGUGAGCUGGGGCUAGCUGUGAGGCUAGCGCAGUGUUAGCAGAGCCACAGCGGGGCGAAGGCUCGGUGCCGCCGGCAGAAGGAGCAGCAUGGGCGCCGGGAACCACAGCCAGGCGCUGGCGGAGAAGCCAGCGACCCGGAGUCAGAACGAAGUCAACAGGAAGUUGAAGUACGCCAGUUUGGCUGUGCUGGUCAUCCAGAACGCCUCACUCAUCCUCAGCAUCAGAUAUGUCCGCACGUUGCCUGGCGACCGUUUCUUCACCACGUCGGCGGUGGUCAUGGCCGAAGUCCUGAAGGUCCUGACGUGUGUGAUCAUCAUCCUGCUAGAGAAGAGACUGAACGUGAAGGAGACGUCAUUGUUCCUUGUUGACGCCGUGCUGGUCCAGUACAAAGACACUCUGAAGAUGGCGGUGCCGUCGCUCAUCUACACACUGCAGAACAACCUUCAGUACAUCGCCAUCUCUAACCUGCCCGCCGCCAGCUUCCAGGUGACCUAUCAGCUGAAGAUCCUCACCACAGCUCUCUUCAGUGUCCUGAUGCUCAGGAAAACUCUGACCAGAGUCCAGUGGGUUUCACUGCUGCUGCUCUUUGUGGGAGUGGCCAUCGUUCAGGUGCAGCAGGAGGGAAAUAAGGAGUCAUCGGCGUCGGAUGCGUCUAACCAGAACUACGUGGUGGGUCUGGUUGCCGUGGUGAUCAGCUGCCUGUCGUCGGGCUUCGCCGGCGUCUACUUUGAGAAGAUCCUGAAGGGAAGCUCCGCCUCCGUGUGGGUGAGGAACGUGCAGCUGGGGAUCUUCGGCACGUCGCUCGGCAUGCUGGGACUGUGGUGGAACGACGGCGCCGCCGUGGCCGAGCACGGCUUUAUGUUUGGCUACACCAACAUGGUGUGGUGCGUCAUCUUCAACCAGGCGUUCGGCGGCCUCCUGGUGGCCGUGGUGGUGAAGUACGCCGACAACAUCCUGAAGGGCUUCGCCACGUCCUUCUCCAUCAUCGUCUCCACGGUGAUGUCCAUCUAUCUGUUCGCCUUCCACGUGGACCUGCUGUUUACGGCGGGGGCGGGGCUUGUCAUUGGGGCAGUCUACAUGUACAGUCUCCCUAAAGCACCUGGUGGUGGCAGUGACUCCUCCUCCUCCUCCUCCCCCCCCUCCUCCUCUUCCACAGUAGCGAGUGCAAAAGGAGGCGACGAGCUGGAGGCGUUUCUGCCAAAGUGUGCGGGUAAGCAGAAAGGCUCCUGAUUGGUCAGCUGCUGGCCCUCAAACUGCUGAUGUCAUCACGUUUGGCUCCUCCUCCUCUGGCUGUUACUGGAACAUGACGGCCAUGGCCGUCAAUCACAUGACGCUAACGGUACGCAAAAUAAACUUAAACAAACACCGUGGAAGACGAUGCAACAAACAAGAAAUUACAAGAUGUUACACUAAUAAUAAUGAUGAUAAUAAUAAUAAUGUUAAUAUUAAUGAUAAUGAAAAACACUUUGAGAAAUCCUGAAUUAAACAUUUUAACAUUUGAUUCAUUAGAUUUUAUUUUAACAUG
This is a messenger RNA of Solea solea (common sole), 1666 nucleotides long. RefSeq names its product solute carrier family 35 member 2 (gene slc35a2). The coding region runs from base 229 to 1371 and encodes 380 amino acids. Gene Ontology annotation, molecular function: UDP-galactose transmembrane transporter activity. NCBI's taxonomy places the organism in Eukaryota, Metazoa, Chordata, Actinopteri, Pleuronectiformes, Soleidae. Gene Ontology annotation, cellular component: Golgi membrane. The record is from RefSeq and is a predicted model, not a curated record. The transcript is spliced from 6 exons. Gene Ontology annotation, biological process: pyrimidine nucleotide-sugar transmembrane transport.